Phytophthora infestans T30-4 is the source of this 537-nucleotide messenger RNA. RefSeq lists its product as uncharacterized. The coding region runs from base 1 to 537 and encodes 178 amino acids. The transcript has a single exon. The record is from RefSeq and is a predicted model, not a curated record. NCBI's taxonomy places the organism in Eukaryota, Oomycota, Peronosporomycetes, Peronosporales, Peronosporaceae.
AUGGACGCGUUCUUUUUCGUUCUUUCACCAUUUAUCGCGUUCCUUGCUGCUGACGAUGACGGAGAGCACUCGAUCAAUAUCAAAGAGCUAAAAAUAUUGCUCUGGCUUAUGUUUGGAUCGGAACCGAGCUCAAAAAUGGUCGAGAAUUUCAAGAACGCGUUGGAUAGCAACCACGAUGACUCUCUUAACGCGAUGGAGUGGGUCUCGUAUGCUCUUGAGACCAAUGAACAGACCGGAAGCCAGUCAAUCGUCAACCAGAUCCAUCUUCUCUUCGCGACGUCGGACGUCAACGGAGACGCCAUUUUGACUCUACCAGAACUUCAACGUGGUCUGAUUUCUAUUUUCACAGACCAUUUAGAACCUGUAAACACGCCGUCUAAACCAGUCAAAAGUGUGGAAACGCGCAGUUUUCUACCAUUUCAAGUCUUGCCACCGAUCUGGUCAAGGAAAUCAUGGGGGAACUCGAUGCAAAUGACACGCGGCGUAUCGAAUGGUACGAGUUCCGACAACAUCUCGAGUACCUUGACCGCCGCGUGA